This is a messenger RNA of Paramecium tetraurelia, 2145 nucleotides long. RefSeq lists its product as uncharacterized. The record is from RefSeq and is a predicted model, not a curated record. NCBI's taxonomy places the organism in Eukaryota, Ciliophora, Oligohymenophorea, Peniculida, Parameciidae. The transcript is spliced from 3 exons.
AUGAAAUAAUUGAUUCUAGUCCUUCUGUUAGUUGCUGUUGCCAACUAAACUAAUUCAAAAGAUUAAAUGACUUUAGGAAGAGAAUUAAAAUUAGAAGAAGCAUUUCAUUUGAGCAUAGAUCGAUUCAAUUGUGAAAUGGAGCCAAGAUUCUACGAUUUUGUCAUCCAAGAGCUUUUUAAAUGGAUCGAUAUUAUUGAUAAUCAAUAAAAAUUACAGACCGACCUCUAAAUAAUUGAAUAAAUAGUUAAAUUAGUGGAAAAGGUGAAGCAUAUUGAAGGAAUUUAGUAAGAAAUGUUUUUACAAAUUAGUGAAAGGCUUUCAUCAUCUGUUUUGGAAAUCUCUCUAGCUCAAAAAUAAAGUAGUUGGGCAAAAUUUAGUAUUGAUGAAAUAUUAUAAUAAAUGAGGGAAUUUUCUUAUGUAACUACAUAAAAUGAAAGAGCUACAAAAGCAAACACUAUAAUUAAAAACUUAUAUAAUAUUGAAAGACAACUUUAAUAAUAUUUAAACUAGAGCUAUUAAUAUCCAAAUAGUUAAGAAUUGUAUAGAAAAAUAUAAGAACUUUAGAAUAAAAAAGAGUUAUGUUAAAGCUAAUUUCCACAAGACUAUACUGGGUCAACCAGAUUAAAACCUGGAAGAUCAGAUUUAGCAGAGUCUGAUGAUCCAAGAUUUGAUAAUUAAUCAUCCCAUUAAUAAACUGCCAAUUAAGAUAAACCAUUUUAAUCAAAUCCAAAUUAUUAAGGAUAGCCAAAAGAAGCAAGAUAACCUUCAACUAGACUUCCUCCAGGAAGAUACGAUCAACCAGAGUCCAAUGAUCCAAGAUUUGAUAAUCAAUCAUCUCACUAAUAAGCAGCGAAUUAAGACAAACCAUUUUAAUCAAAUCCAAAUUAUUAAGGAUAGCCAAAAGAAGCAAGAUAACCUUCAACUAGACUUCCUCCAGGAAGAUACGAUCAACCAGAGUCCAAUGAUCCAAGAUUUGAUAAUUAAUCAUCUCACUAAUAAGCAGCAAAUUAAGACAAGCCAUUUUAAUCAAAUCCAACUUAUUAAGGAUAGCCAAAAGAAGCUAGAUAACCUUCAACUAGACUCCCUCCAGGAAGAUCUGAUCAACCAGAGUCCAAUGAUCCAAGAUUUGAUAAUUAAUCAUCUCACUAAUAAGCAGCAAAUUAAGACAAGCCAUUUUAAUCAAAUCCAACUUAUUAAGGAUAGCCAAAAGAAGCUAGAUAACCUUCUACUAGACUUCCUCCAGGAAGAUCCGAUCAACCAGAAUCUCGUGAUCCAAGAUUUGAUAAUCAAUCAUCUCACUAAUAAGCAGCGAAUUAAGACAAGCCAUUUUUAAUCAAAUCCAACUUUAUUAAGGAUAUCCCCAAAGAGGCAAGAUCACCUUCAACUAGACUUCCUCCAGGCAAAUCUGAUUAACCGGAGUCCAAUGAUCCAAGAUUUGAUAAGCAAUCAUCACAUUAAUAAGCAGCAAACUAAGACUAACCAUUUUAAUCAUAUCCAACUUAUAAAAAGAAUCAAUAUAUAAGUACUGAAAACUAAGAUUAACAAUCUUCAAUUACUGAUGGUAAUGUUUCGAAUUAUCUAGAAGAUCUAAAUGAGGAUAAAUAGUAUUAAGAAAAUCUUAUGUAUGAUGAAAACCCUAAAGAUUCAUAAAGGUAAUCUACAAGACUAUCUCCAGGGAGAUCUGAUUAACCAGAGUCCAAUGAUCCAAGAUUUGAUAAUCAAUCAUCUCACUAAUAAGCGGCAAAUUAAGACAAGACAUUUUAAUCAAAUCCAACUUAUUAAGGAUAGCCAAAAGAAGCUAGAUAGCCUUCAACUAGACUCCCUCCAGGAAGAUCUGAUCAACCAGAGUCCAAUGAUCCAAGAUUUGAUAAUUAAUCAUCUCACUAAUAAGCAGCGAAUUAAGAUAAACCAUUUUAAUCAAAUCCAAAUUAUUAAGGAUAGCCAAAAGAAGCAAGAUAACCUUCAACUAGACUUCCUCCAGGAAGAUACGAUCAACCAGAGUCCAAUGAUCCAAGAUUUGAUAAUUAAUCAUCUCACUAAUAAGCAGCAAAUUAAGACAAGCCAUUUUAAUCAAAUCCAACUUAUUAAGGAUAGCCAAAAGAAGCUAGAAUAACCUUCUACUAGACUCCCUCCAGGAAGAUCUGA